Lymnaea stagnalis (great pond snail) is the source of this 10718-nucleotide messenger RNA. The record is from the annotation of a GenBank genome assembly. NCBI's taxonomy places the organism in Eukaryota, Metazoa, Mollusca, Gastropoda, Lymnaeidae.
AAGCUGCCUUCUAUUAUUGAGAUUAAAAAGGUUUUCAAUUAAUUUUUUUUUAAAGUUGUCCGAUUUUCUUCACCAGGAAAUAGAGAUCACACAUUUCAUCUCCGACAUUACAACGGCAGACCUGGUUACUCUUACAUUUCAUCUCCGACAUUACAACGACAGACCUGUUUACUCUUACAUUUCAUCUCCGACAUUACAACGACAGACCUGUUUACUCUUACAUUUCAUCUCCGACAUUACAACGGCAGACCUGUUUACUCUUACAUUUCAUCUCCGACAUUACAACGACAGACCUGUUUACUCUUACAUUUCAUCUCCGACAUUACAACGGCAGACCUGUUUACUCUUACAUUUCAUCUCCGACAUUACAACGACAGACCUGUUUACUCUUACAUUUCAUCUCCGACAUUACAACGACAGACCUGUUUACUCUUACAUUUCAUCUCCGACAUUACAACGGCAGACCUGUUUACUCUUACAUUUCAUCUCCGACAUUACAACGACAGACCUGUUUACUCUUACAUUUCAUCUCCGACAUUACAACGACAGACCUGUUUACUCUUACAUUUCAUCUCCGACAUUACAACGACAGACCUGUUUACUCUUACAUUUCAUCUCCGACAUUACAACGACAGACCUGUUUACUCUUACAUUUCAUCUCCGACAUUACAACGACAGACCUGUUUACUCUUACAUUUCAUCUCCGACAUUACAACGACAGACCUGUUUACUCUUACAUUUCAUCUCCGACAUUACAACGACAGACCUGUUUACUCUUACAUUUCAUCUCCGACAUUACAACGACAGACCUGUUUACUCUUACAUUUCAUCUCCGACAUUACAACGACAGACCUGUUUACUCUUACAUUUCAUCUCCGACAUUACAACGACAGACCUGUUUACUCUUACAUUUCAUCUCCGACAUUACAACGGCAGACCUGUUUACUCUUACAUUUCAUCUCCGACAUUACAACGGUAGACCUGUUUACUCUUACAUUUCAUCUCCGACAUUACAACGACAGACCUGUUUACUCUUACCUUUUCGUCGUAGUAACUCCGUUUUUAAGCCUAAGACUACGGGACUGCGACGAGCAAAAAAAAAAAAAAACUACGGUUUUGGGGAAUUUUUCUUUUUUUUUUGGUUUGUCUCGAUUUUAACUUUUUAAUAAAAUAAUUGGUAUAUAUUUUCGGUAAAAAGUACCGCAUUUUUUGUGUUAACACGGUAAGCACUGGAAAAAGAAUAACUGUGAUCAGUGUUUCUUUCAGACAUUCCCCCCCUCAGGGGGGGGGGGGCAUUUCAAAUUUUCGGGGGGAGGGGCUUUGCCAUUUGCCAGUGACCAGAGGCGUCGCUAAGGUGUGGAAGAUGGGGCAUGUCUCACGGGGGCACCAGACUAGCCGGGCAGGGCGAAAAUGGGCUUUGAUGGUAUUUAAUGGUUGAAAAUAAUCAGUUUCAGAGUUUAGAGGUGGGGCGUGAUAAUGAAUCUUGUCCUUUGACGCCAAACACUGUAUCGUGAAAGGAGGACGGCAAAAAUAUAUUUGCCCGCCCAUGGCGGCACUAACAGUAGCUGCACCACUAGGCAGUAUAUCUAUCGAUACCGAAAUCGGGGAGAAUUUUCAUCGGGAAUUGGGGCGUAAAUUGAGAGCGCCGAUGAAUCUUGAUCGGCGGAGGGGUCUAUGGAGCCUGCCAGAAAAUUGUUGAUCCUGUCAAAGUCAAGGGGGGGGUGUUUUUUGAGUAUAUUGGAAUUCAACGUUUUUAUUUGACUUUUUAACGGGGGAGGAUAUUUUUAAGGUUUUGUGGGAGCGUUUAGCGCCCAGUGCCGGCGUGAUGGCGCCCAGUGCCGGUGUGAUGGCGCCCAUUGCCAGCGUGAUGGCGCCCAGUGCCGGCGUGAUGGCACCCAGUGCCAGCGUGAUGGCGCCCAGUGCCGGCGUGAUGGCACCCAGUGCCGGCGUGAUGGCGCCCAGUGCCGGCGUGAUGGCACCCAGUGCCGGUGUGAUGGCGCCCAUUGCCAGCGUGAUGGCGCCCAGUGCCGGCGUGAUGGCACCCAGUGCCAGCGUGAUGGCGCCCAGUGCCGGCGUGAUGGCGCCCAGUGCCAGCGUGAUGGCGCCCAGUGCCGGCGUGAUGGCACCCAGUGCCAGCGUGAUGGCGCCCAGUGCCGGCGUGAUGGCACCCAGUGCCAGCGUGAUGGCGCCCAGUGCCGGCGUGAUGGCACCCAGUGCCAGCGUGAUGGCGCCCAGUGCCGGCGUGAUGGCACCCAGUGCCAGCGUGAUGGCGCCCAGUGCCAGCGUGAUGGCACCCAGUGCCAGCGUGAUGGCGCCCAUUGCCGGCGUGAUGGCGCCCAGUGCCGGCGUGAUGGCGCCCAGUGCCGGCGUGAUGGCGCUCAUUGGCGGCGUGAUGGCGCCCAUUGGCGGCGUGAUGGCGCCCAUGGCCAUACAUCAACUAAAUUCACUCAGUUAUUAGCGUGUCCCAGAGUAAUCAUUUGGCACAAGCUUAUAAUCAACCCAAUACUGUACCAUUGAUCAGCGUGAGUGAAGGGGUGCAGAAAUUUAGGGCGCUUACUACAAUCGGGCAAACUCAAAAUGCAGAGGUGCAUUGUGGUGCAUACUUGAAUUUUGUUUGUCUUUCAGACAAUUAUUAGAUUGCAUUUCAAACUUUCGGAUGGGGUGUGCCAAAAUUAGCCAUAAUAAUGAUCAAAGACAUCUUCAAUUCGGCUCCAGUGAGACGUAAACUAAAUUCCUUCUACUUGAGUCAAACUUGAACUACACACUCAGACACAUAAACGUAUAACUAAAAUGUGGCAAGAAGAGAAAAUUCCAACAGAAUGGGAAACAGCAUUAAUAACCCCGAUACACAAGAAAGGCUCCAAACUUCGGUGCACAAACUACAGGGGAAUCUCCCUAUUAAAUGUUUCAUACAAAAUACCGACGUAGGUAAUUGCAAAAAGACUGAAACCGUACACUGAAGAAAUACUAGGUGAUUACCAAUGGGGACUCAUGCAAAACAAAUCAACGGCUGCCUAAUUAGAUGCCUAAUGGAGUAAUGUUUUUCAAAUAAAUUACAAAUUGCCUCUUAGAUAUACAUUAAUAUACUUUUUUUUUACCAAAUCCGCAGAAUUUAUAUGACUUUGUCCAAAUUAGGUAGAAUAAGUUAUUAUCUACUGAGCAUAUGUGUUCAUAGUUGGCAUAUUUUUUAAAAACUUGCUAGGAAUCUUUCUGCCAACCAUUUUCAAAACCAUUGUCCCAAUUCACGACAAUUCACGGAUCAAAAAUGAAUACUUUUUUAAUCUAUUGAGAGACCAAUUUCCAACUGAACCAACCCAGAAUGUCUUCCUUUUGACUACUGGGAACACGUGGCAGGUGGAGGUAGGCACCGUUGUCAAUCGCAGGUAUGGGUUCAGUAUGCUGCUGGUUUCGGCGCACGCUGUACGCGUUGACAUGCAUUUUGUGUCCUUGUGUUUGCAGGCGAUUCCAGCCCACUGCUUCGAGUCAAACACUUUACGCUCUAUAUAUUCAUUGGUGAAAGACUUUGUUAUUGUGGGACUCUUGUGUUUGCUGGUUGAAGGGACUUGGAUGGUGUUUCCUCCUCUUGCACAGGUAAAACAAAACUGUAGAUGGUGUUUUAAAACCCAAUAAAUUUAAUUUAUACAUGGUCACCUCUAUAAUAAACACACACACACACACAUACACACACAUACAUUUAUAAACAAAACUCUCAAAACAUUUAACAUGAAAUUUCACACUGAUAAAUACUUUUUCAUUUGAAAUAAAGUGUUUCAGUCUUUCUCAUGGGAAAAUCAACAUUUUACUUUCAGUUGUUUGAAAUUUUAAGGAAAAAGUGGAGCAAUACUUAUUAAGACUUUGACAUUUUAAAGAAACAAAUCUUUUACUGAUGUCCUGUUCAUCUCAUAGAAGUCUUUUACUGAUGUCCUGUUUAUCUCUCCACAGUUCGUGAUCACACCCAUGUACUGGUUCGUCCAGGGAACACUGUUCGUCGCCAUAUUCAUCAUCGGCCAUGACACCGGCCACUCCUCGUUCUCCAAGCAUGAGAUCGUCAACACGAUCUUCGGCAACAUCUGCCACACGUUUCUCUUCUGCCCGUACUACAUGUGGAAGGUGAGAUCAGGUCCUUAAUUUAAAACAGUGUUUAAAACUAUUCUGUUAUUGUUUAAUGGCCUAGAAUCACUUUCUUGUUAACGUCCAUGUUAAUUUCUUUGUUAACUUCCUUGUUAACUUCCUUGUUAACUUCCUUGUUAACUUGCUCAUUAACGUCCUUGUUGUCGCCUGACUUUGACGCCAACUUUCUACGAGUCUCGUUAUGCUCCUUCAUUUCGUUUGAUCGCUCCCGUUCCCUCAUGCUUCUGUUCGCGCGAGUCAGGCUUUCUGUCGCUUCGUUCGUUAAACUGGGGUGUUGCGAGGGUUAGUCCCGCCCGUUGUGGGCAGAGAAUUUUGCUGACCAACUUAACAAAUUUGUUUGAACUCUGUAGAUGUCAGAAAAUGAUGCCCCUCCAUGUAAGGAAGAAAAAAGUGCCGACCGGGGGUGGACUUCACACUUUGCAUCCCUUCCGACGCCCCUGUCGCUAAGUAGUUUUUUUUAAGCCCUUUCUCUGCGUAGUGUGGUACGCAUUUUUCUUUGUACAACUUGAACGAAUUCUCACGUGUUUACUGGCCCUGUUUCAUGUUAAAAAUUGCGUCACUUUUUAUAUUUGAAGUCUAAAAGCUUAAAGGUCAAAAAUUAGAAGCGCAGUACCCAAGGCUCAUUGAAUACAAUGAAUACAAUUGAAAACAAUACGAAAAAUAAUUUUUAAAAGCCUUCUUUUUCAAAAAAAAAAAAAAAAUGAACGAAAAGUGUAAAAUAAACUUGUUGCUCCUGCCAGAAGACCAGAGAAGCGUGUGCCGCCAUUAAGCUAAAAGGACAAAAAUUAGAAGCGCAGUACCCAAGGCUCAUUGAAAACAAUGAAUACAAUUAAAAACAAAACGAAAAAUAAUUUUUAAAAGCCUUCUUUUUCAAAAAAAAAAAAAAAAAUGAACGAAAAGUGUAAAAUAAACUUGUUGCUCCUGCCAGAAGACCAGAGAAGCGUGUGCCGCCAUAAAAUACGAUGGUGUUGUGCCACUCGACAAAUACAUCGUUGGACACAGGUAUUCAUAUGGACUGUUGCAAGUAAGGGGCGUGAAAUCGCGUCCAUGUCUCUACGAUUUGCAAAGACCAUUGAGCUGAUGAUGUGAGGGGAUGACCUGAGCUCAGAUCCCUAGUUCUCCAACAGAUACAGCGCGUGCUCGACUGCUCACUUUCAUGAUACGAAAUAACUCCGCAACCUUUCGCAAUAUUUUACACAGUUUUCGAUGUGCGCAAGCAAUUACCACUGCACCACACCUCCGACUUCUCGGUGUCGUACCUGUUUUAUACGGCCCACCUUAUACGUGAUAGAUUGAAUUGAGUGACGUGGACCGAGGUUUCCUGCGUUUAUUAUUCACCAAUGAUCCUUGGCAUUUUCAGUGCAAACCAUAAUGACAAAAUAAAAGACCAGGGUGGGGAGGGUUCAGAUAACGAAUGUUUCGGAUAAUCUGCUUCUGAAAAUCGACGCACGACUGUAUGUGUCAUUAAUUGUAUAACAUCAUUUAAAUCCCUCCAAAAAUUAAAUUAAUUUUUUUUUUAAAUGAUCUAUAUAUCAAUGUGGUCACGUCGGUCAAGUGGCGCCGGAGAAGUGGCGUCGGACAAGGUGCGUCGGAGAAGGGGCAUCGGAGAAGUGGAGCCCAAGAAGUGGCGUCGGUGUAGUGGCGUCAGAGAAGUGGCGUCAUAGAAGGGACAUUUUUGAAGUAGCGCCGGCGAAGUGGCGUCGGAGAAGGGUUUCUGGAGAAGUUGCGUCAGAGAAGUGGUGUCUGAGAAGUGGCCCCCUGCGAAGUGGCGUCUAGGAAAUGGCGCAAGAGGAGUGCCGCCGGAAAAGGGGCGCGGAGAAGGGGCGUCGGAGACGUUGCGUCGGUGAAGUUGCAUAGAAGAAGGGUCACUGGUGAAGUGGCGUCGGUGAAGUGGCACUGUUACUGCAUUAAAAAAAAAGUAUUUUCAGUUUAAGAUAUCUGCUUUGUAUAACUGACGGAGAAUUUCAGGACAGGCCAUUCGGGAGAUUUCACUUUUAAAGCAAUAAUUUUAAUACACAGACGUUGCAUUGGAGAUGGCGUCGGUGGGUCGUCAAGCGCGAGCUCUUAAUUCCCCUUCCCAUCGAACACCCCCACACGGGCCAACGCCGGGUCUCCCCGCCGCCAGACCGUGCGGAAGCACGACGGAGACCUCCCCUCUGGCCUGGGGGGCGUCCGGUCGACUGAAAACGCUGCGCUUAAAGCGUUCGCGCUCCACUCUCCUUGUGUCUGAACGGCUUUGCUUCCUUGACAGACUGUGAAGUCGUAGUUAUAAAUUAUAAUCGUCCUGCUCUUAAGUUAUGUUUCUCCUAGUUUUAAAUGUCUUUGUUGUUUAUUCGACACGGUGAACAAUAUUAUGCUCAAUAUAAUCACAUCUCAUUUUCCAACAACUUGAUUCAAUCAAAGAAUCUUAUCGUAUCCGCCGUAUUAUGUUUUAAAAUGUUUUAACUUGUUUGCUUUAGAUAUCCCACAGGAAGCACCAUAUGCAUACUUGCAACAUGGACAGGGAUCGAGUUUUCUACCCAGUCCGAAAGAAGGAUCGUGUUGACGGACUCCCUUUGAUCAAGGGCUUCGCUCUUGGAUUCGGCUGGUUCGCCUAUCUCAUUCAAGGCUAUAAACCAAGGGGCGUAAGUGUGUGCCAUACUUAGAGAACCUCGCACUGGAACUGGCCAUCAAACUUACCUUCUACGUGUUGGUUCUGCUAAUGAGGCUUUAAGCUUGAAUUUUUUUAAAAAAAAUAAUAAUAAUUUUUACAUUUGCUCAGUCUAAUGGGGCCCUAACCAGCUCUACGGGACAAAUCUAUCAUUUCAGAUAUUAAUCUGACAUCAAUUUAUCGGGGCCCUUACAAGUUGUAACGGAAGCCCCCUGUCCCAGCAGACCUGUAACUGAAAACAAUUUACAUAAUCUAAGGGACGCUCUCUAGUAGUAGACUAAUAAAAGUGUUGGAUUGCGAAAAAACUUUGAAGUACAUUAAUGAUAUACAAACAACUUUUGGUGCAUACAAAAAAUUGUAGGUUAAGCGUUAAUUAUACUUUAAAAAAUAUAUAUUCAACCUUCUUGGCAAAUUUAACAGUAAAGCCAAAAAAAAUCAUUUACAUAAUUAUCAAUUAAAUUUACUUUAAAAAUUUAUUAAUAUCCCACCUUUACCUAAAUAUGAAUGGGCACAGGUCCGUAUCAAACAUUUAAAAACAAAAGAGGAAAUGUCGGUGCUGCAGUGUAAAAUUGUGAAAUUUGGUUCCUAUCGCAUCGCGUGAACGUGUCACAUCUAUUUAGUCAAUUAAUUUCCCUAUCAUUUGUAUCCGGUGUAUUGCUCCUAUAAAUUAUGCCAAUAACUCCAAUGUCCAAUAUUCCGUUAUGGUUAGCGCUAUUGAAAUGUUUAGAAACGGGACAAAUGGCUUGUUUAUUGAUGUUGUAGAGGUGUUCCAUAAAACGAUCUAAAGGGCGACGUUCUGUCUUCCCUAUGCAUGAUCUUCCGCACUUGUUACAAAGGAUGGUGUAAAUCACGUUGCGAGUUGUGCAAGUAAAAACAUCUUUGAUUUUUGAAUAUUUCCAGAGGGAAGUUAAUUUUAUCGGGGCCUUACAAGUUGUAACGGAAGCCCCCUGUAUCAGCGUACCUGUAACUGACAACAAUUUACAUAAUCUAAGGGACGCAUCUCUAGUAGUUACGUAGGGACAUGUGUUACACUGGCUACGUUUUCAACUUUUGGUGCACAUAUAUUUCCUUAGGUAGCUCCGAUAUAGAGGUCACAUCCGCUGCUAGGAAUCUUGGUUACCGUCUUUCUGAUAACACAUCUCUUAAGAAUCAUAUUUCUCACAUAUGUCGCUCUGAAUACGCCGCUAUCCGUCAAAUUAGCUUCAUCCACCACCAACUCACAGUCAGCGCAACAAAAACAUUAGUCUGUACUCUUGUUGUCUCUAGUCUUGACUAUUGUAACUCUCUUCUGUCAGGUUCACCAAAACAUUUCAUAGAAAAACUGCAGAAAGUUCAAAAAUCAGAUGCUAAGUUAGUUCUAAAGGGAAAAAACGUGAUCACUUCACUCCACUAAUGCACUUACUUCAUUGGCUCCCUAUACAGGCACGCAUUGAUUACAAGCUGUCUGUUCUCUGUCACAAAAUUUUCUCUAGUUCCUGCCUUUCUUAUCUUACUAAACUUCUUACUGUCUAUUCGCCCCUUCGAAACCUUUGUUCCUUCGCAGACACGCGUAUUCUUUCUGUUCCAAGAACACACACUAAAACAUAUGGUGAACGAUCUUCCUCUUUCUGCGCCCCCAAACAAUGGAAUUCUCUCCCACUACACAUGCGCAAUAUACCUACCAUACAGGCCUUCAAAACUGCACUCAAAACACAUCUCUUUAAAUUCUACUAUCCCGACUGCUUCCCCCCCCCCCCCCCCAUGGCCAAUAAACGAUGCUGCUUGUUGCUGUCCAUGGCUUGACAGGUAACGUUCUUGGGGUGGGUGGGGUGGGGUGAAGUUGUACAUUUGUUUUUGUCUUGUUGUUAUACGGCUGUUUUUAAGUGUAAUGUUAUGAUUAUGUUUGCGGUGGUGCGCUGUAUAAGACCACUAAUAAUAAUAAUAGUAAUAAUGAUAAUAUGUGCUUAAAUAGCAGGCUGUUAGCUUCCCUAAGGCUCUUGUCCCCCGGAAAGCGAAAAGAGAAGGUUUAUUUGAAAAUAUGGUUGGUGACAGUCUGUCGGAAGAUUGGACAAGUUUUUGAGAGCUAGAUAAUGAGCCAUAAGGUUAUGUGGAUAAAAAGUUACAAUAACUUCACAACUACCCCUGCUGCCAGAAGGAGUUACUUUGGACGAAUUAUGUCUGGUCAUACCUUUAACUCUAGUGACAGCUGCUUCUGGUAGAACACCUUCAACUAUUGAAAGCUUAUAAGAAAAUGGGUGGGGGGGGUGGGGGUUGUUGUGGUUUACGAAAUCUUAAGGGAGUCCCAUGUUAUUGAAGAUCUUGCCCUAACGUCAGGUAUCGGAGAACCUGCCAAGUUUAUGAUUGAGAAAAACUUACUGUUCAAUAUUAUGCUGCACAAAAGAUUUAGCUCCAUUUAUGUUCACUUAAAAUAACACAGCAUUUACCUGUUUCUACACCACCUCGACCCCCAGAUCCAGCAUUUCAAUCCACUGGAUCCGCUGUUCCGCCAUCACGUCGCCAACUGCAUCAUCUCGCUCGUCUGCCUUUUCCUUUGGUCCAUGUGCCUGGCUCGGCUCCAAGAGGCGUUCGGUCUGGGCGCUCUCGUCUACCACUGGGGGGUUCCGACAUUCGUCUUCGCCAGCUACAUGGUCAUCAUCACGUUCUUGCAGCACACCGAGGAGAACACCCCCUGGUACAGCGAUGACGUGUGGGAGAAUCUCCGUGGACAGCUGUCUACCGUAGAUCGUCACUACGGAUGGUGUCACGAAAUAAUUCACAGGUAAAAAUGCUGCUGCACUCUUCCAAUGCUUUAUUUCCGUAUAUACUCGUUUAAAAGACCGUUUAUUUCAAAGCCGACCUCUUUAGUUUUUGUCUGGAAACCUCUGAUAUUGUGUGUAACGCGCUCACAAACCGAAACUAUAAAACACCAUCCCAGUGGAAAAGACGCGCACAACAUACGGCUCUCGGGCCGCCAGCACGCACUUUGUGGCUAACGGAGUAACGAAAUAUUCUUAUUUGUAAAUAGCUUUCCCCCUGUCUAUUUUCUUUCGGACCGCACACGGUUUUAUUAAAGUCUUACGGCCACCCUAAAGUUUGUGCUGUGCAGGCCUGCAGUGGCAGAUGAGGAGUACUCAAGAAAAUAUUUGUAUUUUUUGUAUCCAACCUUCUUAAAUCGAUUAUUGAGUAAAGAAAAGGGACUUAAACACAGACAUACAAUUCUAUGUGUAUAAAACGAACAAAUUUACAUUACGUUGUGUAUAAGACAAAAUAGAUAUUCAAAAUUAUGUUUAUAACAAUGACAGACAUAGAAUAAUAUGUGUAUAACAGAAAUUGACUUAGAAUACUUUGUCUUAGCACAAAUAUACCUACAAUAUUAUGUUUAUAACACUAAUCGACAUAGGCGAGUCCUCACUACCUGGACCGCUGCUCGGGUCCGAUCGAACUCCAUCAGACGGGACCGCUGCCGCGGCUUAGGCUACGGGAGUAUUUCCGGAUUGAAAAAAUCAGAGAUGGCUUUCCAAGGUGGGAUGAAAGCCAAGUUUUACCAACAAAUCUGGCAUGCCGUACUUCACCUUAGAAAACGAACAAUUAUUUAUGCUGCAUGUGACAGAGAUUUGUCUGUGCAGAUAAUUUAUUAUCCUCCAAACUAAAACUAUGCUAUUUUAAGCUUAAACACGUGUAUUUCUUUAAUUUAAACAUUCAUAAGAACAUGUAAAAUAAAAUUGUCUCCUACUCCCCACCCCUCCUUGGCAGCAUCGGCACCCAUCAGAUCCACCACCUGUUCCCUAAAGUUCCCUAUUAUCAUCUGGAAGAGGCGACCGUAGCAUUUCGCAAGGCUUUCCCGGAGCUGGUCAACGUAUCUGUGGAGCCCAUCAUCCCGGCAUUCCUGAGGAUGUUCCAGAAGUACGCCACUCAGAAUGUGGUUGAGAACAACACACAAGUCCACAUCUACAAGUGA